AUGUCCAAGAGGGGGGGGCAGCAGCCCUUGGAGGGAGAACUGCCGCCGCGUGUCCGCAGUCCCGACAGCAUAGACGUCCUCAGCCACUCUGCCUUCCUCCAUGCGGCCGCCGAGUCCGGCGAGCCGGCCACUGACAAAUACGGCCAGUCCCUCGUCCAGUUCGAUCCCGUGGCCGAAAGGCGGCUUCGCCUCAAGAUCGAUCUCUGCAUCGUGCCCCCCGUGUCUCUGCUAUACCUGUUCUGUUUCAUCGAUCGAGCUAAUCUCGGUAAUGCCAAAAUCGCUGGCCUCGACAAGGACCUCGGCAUGAAGAAUUACGACUUCAACAGCAUAAUCUCCGUCUUUUACGUCUCAUAUAUCCUCUUCGAGAUCCCCAGCAAUAUCCUAUGCAAAUGGAUGGGCCCCGGCUGGUUCCUCCCGCUCUCGGCGCUCCUAUUCGGCGUCGCCUCCCUCGGCACCGCCUUUGUCACCACGAUCCCCCAAACCAUGGGCGUGCGCUUUCUCCUGGGCGUCUUCGAGGCCGGAAUGAUGCCCGGCAUAGCCUAUUACCUGUCUCGCUGGUAUCGCAGGGCCGAGCUGGCUUUCAGGCUCUCCCUCUACAUCGUCAUGGCGCCCCUGGCCGGCGCAUUCGGCGGUCUCCUUGCCUCGGCCAUCCUCAGCCUCGACCACUUUGGCAGCCUUCGAAGCUGGCGCAUGAUCUUUGCCAUCGAAGGCAUCAUCACCAUUGGCCUCGGCCUUUUGGCUUUCCUGGUCCUCACCGACCGGCCUGGAACCGCGCGCUGGCUGACGCCUCAAGAAAAGGACCUGGCCAUCGCUCGUAUCAAGUCGGAGCGCAUCGGCGCUACCGCCGUCUUGGACAGACUGGACAGACCCAAGCUUCUCCGCGGCAUGCUCUGUCCAGUCACGCUCAGCACCUCGCUCGUCUUUCUCCUCAACAACGUCACGGUCCAGGGCCUCGCCUUCUUUGCCCCGACCAUUGUCAAGACCAUUUACAGCCACACAACGCCCGUCCAGCAGCAGCUCUACACGGUGCCUCCGUACGCGGUUGGCGCCUUCUUCACCGUCUUGUUGCCUCUCAUCAGCUGGCGCAUGGAUAGGCGCCAAAUCUUCGUCAUCCUCUCUGCGCCCAUGGUCAUGAUUGGCUAUUGCAUGUUCCUCGGCUCGCACGACAGCUCGGUCCGGUACGGGGCCACCUUUCUCAUCGCGUCGUCGGUCUUUGCCCUGGGCCCUCUCACGAAUGCCCAUGUGUCUGCGAACGUGGUCAGCGACACGGCCCGAAGUGCCGCCAUCGGCACCAACGUCAUGAUGGGCAACAUUGGCGGAUUGGUUAGUGGAUGGUCGUUUCUCCCCUGGGACGCCCCGGAUUACCGCAUCGGUAACGGACUCAACUUGGCCACGGCGGGAUCCAUCCUCGUCCUCAGCAUCUUGACGCUUUUGUGGAUGAAGAGGGACAAUGCGAGGCGCCGAGGGCGCGACGUGGAGGCAGAACUCAGCGGGCUGACGCCGCAACAGAUUGAAGACCUCGACUGGAAGCAUCCCGCUUUCCAGUGGAAGACUUGA
This is a messenger RNA of Hirsutella rhossiliensis, 1557 nucleotides long. RefSeq names its product major facilitator superfamily domain-containing protein. The transcript has 3 exons. Gene Ontology annotation, molecular function: transmembrane transporter activity. The coding region runs from base 1 to 1557 and encodes 518 amino acids. Gene Ontology annotation, biological process: transmembrane transport. Lineage: Eukaryota; Fungi; Ascomycota; Sordariomycetes; Hypocreales; Ophiocordycipitaceae. Gene Ontology annotation, cellular component: membrane. The record is from RefSeq and is a predicted model, not a curated record.